AUGCCAUCAGAGUCCAGCAACUGUGGGGCAUUUGUUUUGGUCAUGCCAUUCUCUGGGGGUUUCUGAGAUCCGAUAUUUGAGGCAUUUUCAUAUGUAUGUAACAAAACUGUUGACCCCGAUCCGUUCACUGCUAUUUUUGGCAUACCACCUUUGGAUUGUACUGCUACCACCCACCAGGCGAAUGCAGUAGCAUUUGCAUCACUUCUAGCUCGCCGUCUUAUCCUCUUUAAUUGGAAGACCUCGGCAAGACCUCCUUCUCUUACACAGUAGGUUAAGGAGGUGAUGUCAUCUCUGCCACUUGAAAUGGUUAGAUACACUGUGCGGGGGUGGUCCCAAGAGAAGUUUGGCCUGACAUGGUCCCCUUUCAUUAAACAUGUAGAAAGCCUAUUUUUCACAUAGUUUAGCUCUCACAUUUCAAUAUAGGCAGUCAUGUCCUGUGUAAGUGGCUGCGAUGUGUUAAUAGGAAUCCACUGUUAUUGUCAUACCCGUUUUAUUAUCUUUGUUAUUUUUCAUAUUCUGUCAUACAAGCACUGUUGCCUUGUUGUUUUCUCCAGCCACUGUAUGGACUGGAUUAUCCUGGUCCUGGGGGCCCAGGGGUGCAAGUUUUGUACUUGCCCUAGCGCCAGCACACCUGAUUCAAUUUACCAACUCAUUACCAAACUUUUAUAAAGGACUGGGGAUGUUGUAUUGAUUGAUGUCAAUGUCUCUAUGUUCUCAAAUUUGAAAACGUACAAAUAAAAAAAACGAUAUUUACGUAUUUCUUUCAUCAGUCCACUGUUAAUACAGACCCAAAAUGUUUUGGAUGUCAGCAGUCAAGUUUUCAAGAUAUUAAGCAAAGUGUCACUUGCCACAUCAUCAUGAUGAUGUAAAAUGCAUCAUAUGAUGCAAAACGCAUCAUCCUGAUGAUGUGGCAAGUGACACUUUGCUUCUUGAAAAUCAAAUAUCUUGAAAACUUGACUGCUGACAUGGAAAACAUUUUGGGACUGUAUCAACAGUGGACUAAUGAAAGAAAUACCAAAAAUAUAGUUUUGAGUGGAUUUUCCUUUAAGAGCAUGAGUCAUGAGAAAGUACAGUUAUUUAUUAGUAUUUAAAUACUGUAUAAAUACUGUACUUUAUACUUUUGAAAAAACUGAAAAGGUAAUGAAUUCAUACAUGACUGCAGGAGUGCAUAACUGAUUUUUCUUCCUUUUUAAUGACAAAGUCAUUCAUCUUAGACAUUUGUGUUGACACAUUAUUUUCAAAAUAGACAUUUACACAACAAUAAGACAUUGAGAGAAACUCAACAAAGACAUUCUCUUUCUUAGUUAGAGAAUAAAGUUUUGAAACACAAAAGAACGAAAACAAAAGAGGUUGCAUGAGCAAUGCCAUGGACACAAGUUAGUCUGCAUUUGAAAGUUUCCCACUGUGCAAAAACUUGUUGAAUCAACGUUGUUUCUAUGUAAUUUCAACCCCAAAAAUCUAUGUGAUGAUGUUGAAUCAACGUGGAGAACUGAUUGGAUUUGCAAAAGGUCAUCAACAUAAGGGCAUCUCAUUUCUUUUCACCCAACUUUUAACCUAAAUCCAAUGACAUGGUGACAUUUUUUGUUGAUUUCACGCUGAAUUCACGUUAGUUGACAACUCAACCAAAUGUAAAUCAAAACUAGAUGUUGAACUGACGUCUGUGCUCAGUGGGUUGUGUGUAUGAGUCACCACUGAAAUAACAUUCUCUCUCCCACAUGUGCAAACACACACACACACAUACACACACACUUGCAUUAAUACUCUUUACAACCUCUUGGAACGUGGCAAUCAACAAGACUAUGGCAUGAGCCGAACAACAUGUACAAAAAUAGAGAGAUUGAUAGAAAAAUAAGAGAUCUGAGAACAGGUUUAAUAGUAGGAUGUGAGGCAUCUGCAUUGAUAGGGUUAGAUUUACUCAAAGUUUGCACCUGGUAUCUUUAAAAGGGAUCAAAAAACUACCUUUAUUGAUACUUUAACUUAAUUAUUAUUCUUCUCUUAACCUUUACCUUUUGUUCAUUCUUUUAGGUUUUAUUACUUAAAAAUAACAGGCACACGCUUUGCAAAGGUGCAAAUGCUUGAACCAUCCCCCUUUCUCACAUCCCACAUGGAAAUGCCUUACAAAAAAAGAUCAGAAAUGUCACAAAGAAGAAUACAGCAAAGAAGGACAAUUUCCAGCUUGUGAACCCAAACAUAUAUUGCCCAUACACACACACACUCUCUAAAAUAUCACAAAUAUAUAUCUCAAGCAUCAAUUUCAGCCCCCUCUAUCUACUGGUAAAAACACUCUCUAACAGUAUGAGUCAGGCCUGAAACUACUGCACACUUGUAGUGUGCAAGAGUUUACAGGCCUGUCACCAGACACUACACGUUUGCAGGAGUUUACAGGCCUGACUCAUACUCUAAUCCUCUCUCCUCGUAACCUCCUCCCUCUCACUCACUCGGACCCCUUUCCCUCUCUCACUUUCUCCCUCCUUUCUCUGUCACACUAUAACUCAUCUCCCUCUCUCGUCAUCCUAUUAUAGUUUCGGGAGAUAUGAGACACACUAAGUCCAAACCUUGUCCCUCUACUUCAAUAACAGUUCACGUUGUGUCCCUCUCUGGUCCAAAAUACAUUCAUUUACACAAGUAACACACCAUCAUCAUCCUUAAAAAGGCCCAUUGUCCUUUGUCUAAAAUGAACAAGUUUGGGUUUAUUCACAAAAUAUUCAAAAAAAACCUGUUUCUUCCUUUUAGACAUGUAGGCACUUAAAGCAAAAAUAUUCACAUACACAUAUUGCAUUUUUUCUUCUUCUCCUUGAUCAGCCAAAACGUGGGUAUCUAAAAGAUAGCUCUUUGGUUUGUAAACAAUGUCCAGUUCUUCUUUUGCAUUGUCUGGGGUAAGCAUUACUUCUUAUUUUCACUGGUCAGAAAAAGGUAAACGCAUGGUCUUCGUAGCCAAUCAGGACGUGUCCACAACUUCCUGAUUUCUCUCACUUUCCUACACAAUACACUCAGUGUUUGCCUAUGUACUGUAAAUGUCUUAUGUAUGCACUGUAUGGUGUGUGAGCGUGUGUCUGUGUUUUUAUGUAUGAGUGUUAGGGAGUAUACUGUAGGUGAGUGUAUAUUUAAGAGUGAGUCUCAAAUUCAAGCCAUUGCUUGCAAAAACAUAACCACUAACACGGUGGUUAUGUACAUAAUUUCACUGCAUCAUCAACACUAGUAGUAUUCAGCCCUAAGCCGAAUGUUCCUAUCUCUGUCACUCUGUGGUGGUGCUUGGUUGUCCAGCAAGGUGUUUAGCCUGGUCUCCUAGGACUGGCUAGUCGCCAUUGAAAAACUGGCCUCCUGGGUUCAACCUCAGCCUCAUCUUAGCUCAGCCUUCUCCUGGCUCCCCUCCUUUUGCCCUCCUCUCCUCCACCACUGGCUUUCUGCCCAGGAGGAAAGCCUUCUCUCCAGGGUCAGACCAUAUCCAAGUGGCCUCUCUUCUUCUUCUCCUCUCCAUCCUGCUCACAACCAAAGCAAAAAUAUGCCUCUCUUUGUGUCUCUGUUUGAAUAAAGAGAGGAACCACCAUCAUCCUGUGAUCCAUCCAUUAGUUAGGAUGAGAAUCCUGUUGUUCCAUGAGCGACUGUGUGUCCACUAUCUCACAAUCAGUUGCAGGGCAUCCAUGCAGUGUACAUGGGGUGGUUGGGAGGCGGUUGGUGUGGAGGGGGGUAUUGCUGAGGGGGGUAUUGCUGAGGGGGGUACUGUUGAUGGUGGUACUGUUGAGGGGGGUACUGCGGAGGGGGGUAGUGAGGGUAAACAGUCUGCACCUGGGCCACAUAGUAGUUGCUGAAGUUGCUGUCGGCCACAUAAGGGGCAGGCUGGUAGUAGCAGGUGACGUUGGCCGUGUUGGGGAUGACGUUCUGCUCGGCAAGAACCCGAAGGGCCAGGGAGGAGAUGAGGCCCAGUGUCUGUCUCCUCUCGUGGCCCAUCAGGCACACCGUGCUCUCCUGCACUACCCCAUGCAGAGUGGCUAG
Coregonus sp. 'balchen' is the source of this 3993-nucleotide messenger RNA. Lineage: Eukaryota; Metazoa; Chordata; Actinopteri; Salmoniformes; Salmonidae. The record is from the annotation of a GenBank genome assembly.